Messenger RNA from Cokeromyces recurvatus, 401 nucleotides. RefSeq names its product Tim10/DDP family zinc finger-domain-containing protein. Bases 102 to 386 code for a protein of 94 amino acids. Gene Ontology annotation, cellular component: mitochondrial inner membrane. The transcript is spliced from 2 exons. The record is from RefSeq and is a predicted model, not a curated record. Lineage: Eukaryota; Fungi; Mucoromycota; Mucoromycetes; Mucorales; Mucoraceae. Gene Ontology annotation, biological process: protein insertion into mitochondrial inner membrane.
AAAAAAAUAAAAAAAAUAAAAAAAAAAUAAAAAAAAAAAUUAAAAUAUAGCCCCUUGCUUAUAAUUGUUUUUAUUUAUUUUAUUUUAUUCACUAAUUAAUAAUGUCAUUCUUUGGUGGAAGUGGUUAUCAACAACAACAACAACAAAUCAAUCCUCAGAAUAUUGCUUUAGCAGAGCAAGAGCUUGAGAUGGUAACAGACUUGUUUAAUAGAAUUGUUGACUCUUGUCAUAAGAAAUGUAUCUCUAAAGAAUAUAAUCAAAACGAUUUAAGUCAAGGAGAAGCUGUCUGUAUAGAUCGUUGUGUUGCAAAGUUUAUUGAAGUUAAUGCAAAGGUUGGUGAAAAGAUGCAACAAGUAGGAGGUCAACAACAACAACAGCAACAAUAGUAGUAGUAGUAGUAG